This is a messenger RNA of Neocloeon triangulifer, 4516 nucleotides long. Its product is annotated as ataxin-2 homolog. The coding region runs from base 1053 to 3746 and encodes 897 amino acids. Lineage: Eukaryota; Metazoa; Arthropoda; Insecta; Ephemeroptera; Baetidae. Gene Ontology annotation, molecular function: mismatch base pair DNA N-glycosylase activity; DNA binding. Gene Ontology annotation, biological process: base-excision repair, AP site formation. Gene Ontology annotation, cellular component: nucleus. The transcript is spliced from 7 exons. The record is from RefSeq and is a predicted model, not a curated record.
UUGUAAAAAAAAAAAUAUGUGAUACUUAAUUAAAGGAGUGUUAUUCACUUAAUUGUUUAUCACAACUUGAAAAUGAAAAUGGUGUAUGCAUUUAUACUGAAAAAAAUAAUAAUGAAAAUGAUAUCGGAAAAAAUAUGUACACACCGAAGAUAAGAGAGCUAUAUAGGAAAAAAAGUUGUAUGCUUUUGGGUAAGUUCUCUUUACUGUGUUAUUUUUUACUUAUAUAAUAAUGCUGCGGUGCAUAAAAUCUUUUUUAUUUCAGAAUUUUCACGAAAAAAUUUGUACAGUUCAAUUUUUGCCUCUAUCGCAGUAAUUGUUUAUUUUUCAAUAUUUGAAAUAUUUAACUCAAUUUGAAAAAAUUCAAAAAAAUAAAUGUAAUAAGAAAAAUAAAAAUAAAACUUAAUCGACUUAAUUAAAAAAUAUCAUUUAAGUAGCAAAAAAUUAAAACACGAUCUAUUCACAACUACAGAUAAACACAAUAAUUAGGAAUCUUUUUAUUUUAAAUAAAAUUGUUUUAGUGUAAAAUUUAGCGACGUGUUCUACGCGACACUUAAUCAUCCAACGUCGACGAAACCGGCAAUUAUGAUUGCACUGGCGCUGGCUCGACUUCCGCCGUAUUCAGUAAAGGGCCGUGGGCGCUGGCGAAGAGCCCUCGCGCUGCCCGCCCGCCGCCGCUGUGUGUUGCCUUCCCCGCCUCCGCCGUCGGUCGGUCGGUCGGAGCUGCUGUGCCGUGCACUCCCCAACCCACCCAUUUUUGCCCAUGGUUCCCUUCCCAUCCCGGCAUACACAGCACACUGUCGCUGGCUCGGCUCGCCGCGCCGCUCCUCCACCACCUCCUCGUCGCUCUCGCUCAUGUUCGCUGCGCUCGGUCGGUCGGUUCGGCAGCGUGGUUUUGCCUACGACGAACUUGUUCAGGACCGACUCGCGCCAGGGUGCCGCAGACAGGUUGAUGCAAGAAGUGCAGGUGCGCCCUGAGGAGAAGAAGAAGUGCAGUGCGCGUUACAGUUUUUCGUUAGUUGUUUUCGUUGGGGACGCCACCGUGCCCGUCUUGAAUGACCACCGCCAACCCCUACACCAGUGGUGAGCACCACGGCCUGGCCUACCCGGGCCCGGCGGCGCCCGGGGGCGCCGCCCCCGCCGGGGUCAUCGAGCCCCCGUACUGCUCGUACGACUACAUGCGUCAGAACGGCAUGUACCACCACCAGUUUCCGCCGCAGCAGCAGCACCACCAACCCUUCGACCCUUACAAUCACAGGUCGGCCUACCGUGAUACCUCGAUGAAACAAGAGCCACACGACGAUGGUUACGAAACGAGCGGAGAUUUGGAAAUUAGAGCUCAGGGUGACGGCCAGAAGCUGUACAACGCAAUGCAGGCAUCGCUCAAUAUCAAGCAAGAACCCACACACGAUCCCUACAGCUUUGUGGACGAGGAGGUGGCGGCGGCUUCGCAGAACCGCGGCCCACCCGUCCCCGGCCUGCCCGUGCCCAUGCCCAAAAAGCGCGGACGCAAGAAAAAGCUCAAGCCCGGAGAGGAAGGAAUGACUGAGGAAGAAGAACCGGCGUUGAAGAAGAAAAUCAAGGAAGAAAAGACUGUGAAGGAGCGCAAAAAGCAUGACAGAUUUAACGGCAUGCCCGAGGAAGAAGUCUCAAAACGAACCCUGCCUGACCAUCUAACUGAAAAUUUGGAUAUUAUUAUUAUUGGGAUCAAUCCAGGCCUUUUUGCGGCCUACAAAGGUCAUCACUACGCAGGCCCUGGAAACCACUUUUGGAAGUGCUUGUACCUGUCAGGUCUGACGCCGGAGCCCAUGACGUCCGACGAUGACUACAAACUGAUGCAAUACGGCGUCGGCUUCACAAACAUGGUGGCCAGAGCGACCAAGGGCAGCGCCGACUUGACCAGAAAGGAGAUCAAGGAGGGAUGCCAAAUUCUGCUCGAGAAGGUCAAAAAGUACAAACCCAAGAUCGCCGUGUUCAACGGGAAAUUGAUCUACGAGGUUUUCUCCGGCAAGAAAGACUUUCCUUUCGGCAGACAGGCCGAAUUUGUGGAGGGCACAAGUACCUACAUGUGGGUGAUGCCAUCGUCCAGUGCCCGAUGUGCUCAAUUACCACGCGCGGCGGACAAAGUGCCGUUCUACGCAGCGCUCAAGAAGUUCCGCGACUACCUCAACGGCAUCAUCUCCGAGCUGGACGACAGCGAAGUGGUGUUCAACGACCCCAAGUUGCGGAACAUCACCGAGAACGGCGAGACCAAGGAGGACUGCAAAGAAGGCUUCCAGGGGUAUGGACGACUGCCCAACAACGGCGACCUCACCGACCUGAGCAACGCCAAAAAGGGCGAGGGGGGAGAGGUGGUCAAGAAGAAGCGCGGCCGGCCCAAGAAGAUAAAGGGUGAGGACGGGGCUGAGGCGCCGCCCCCAAAACCGCGGCCACCGAAGCCACCGGCCUCCUCUGUGAAUGGGGACACGCCGAAAAAGAAACGGGGCCGGCCCAAGAAGGUCAAAGACGGUGAACAAGUGGCGCCGCCACCACCCCAGCAACAACCCCCACAGCAGAUGCAGCAGCACAACGGAAUGGUAGUGCCUAUGAACAACUGCUUCUCGCCGCCCCCGAACACCUUCCACCCGAACCAGUUCAACCAGUACAAUCAGCCGCAAAACAUGUACCAGCAGCAGCAGCAGCCGCAGCAGCAGCAGCACUCGCCCAACUCUGCUCAAUACCAGCACCAGUCGCCACCCCUUGCUCACCGCUACAACAGUCAAUCACCGCGUCCCAGCUCGCAGCAGCCCUUCACCCACUCGGACCUCUCCUCCGAGAUCAGCGCCGCCAUCAGCUCGGAGCACAAUCUCGGCUCCCCGCCGCCCACGUCCCCCAGUCUUGGCCCGCCGGACUUUGAGCCGCCUACUAGUAUGCCUGAGGAAAACAAGGAGGUGACAGAAGCGCCAGGGGUGAACACAGUGCCCUUCUCGAGUCCGACGCCGCCGUCGUCCAACUCGGCCUCGCAGGACCUGCAGACGCAACUUCCUCAGCAACAACAAGGGCAACAGCAGCCGCAACAACAGUACCCUGGACAGUACCCUUGCUCAGGGGUGGUGAACACGCCAGCGUCAACGCCACAGGACGUGGCGUCCAAGAGUCUUUCGGGCCUCGAGUCGCUCGUCGACCAAAUUCCGAGCAUCACAGACAACCCCAAUCCGGACACGCCGUCCUCAGUAGGCGGCGGGGGCGGCGCCUUUGAGCCUGUUGGCGGCUACGACGAGGGUGGCACCCCCUACGCGAGCUACCCCGCGGCCUACCCGGCCUACUCGGCCGCCGCCAGUACAAACUACAACUCGUUCUCGGUGUCGUCGCUGGCCAACAGCAGCGCCGCCUCCGGAGGCGGCUCGACGGCCGCCCCCGACCUGAACUCGCCCUUCUCGGUGUCUAGUCUGGCCUCCAACUACAACCCGCACCACCACCCGGGCGCCAACUCGCAGGGCUACCCCAACCUGAUGGGCGGACACAUGAUGGGCAACCAGGGCAUGUUCGGCGCGCCGCCCAUGCCCUACCCUUACGGCCAGUACCCGACUGCCGCCUCCGGCUACCCCUACUCGCCGUCGACGAUACACAUGCCGUCGCCCAACUACCCCUACCCGUACAACAACAACCCCUACCACCACCACCAGCCGCCGGCGUCCGGCUACCUGCAGAACCACAUGCUGGACAGGAUAAAACAGGACCGCAUGGACAUCGGCUUUGGUGGAUUCUGAUAAACGCUCACCAGUGAAUUAAUUAGUUGAAUAUAAUCCGAAUCGCUUAAAGGUCCCCCGUGGCGUUGCUUUUUAUUUAAAUAAGAAUUGAAAUAGAAAACAUUCCGAUCAAUUUUUAUAUUUCAAAUUCUGAAAGUUUACAAAAUUUUAUUUACAAAAACUCAAAACUAUUUACUAUUAAUUCGUCAAAUGAAAAUUUUAACAUCUAGAUUGCUUAAUCUCUGUACUCUGAGGUCAGAUUAAAAAAAAUGGAAAAGCCAAUUUUAUCAUUGUAGGAGGGAAAUUUUUACCACCAUUAAAAUGAGCAAACUUUCAAAUUCAGAAAUAAAAAGUUCAUCGGUGUGCGUCUUCUUUGAGAAUAUUUUUUCGUCUCCAAAAUUGAGACAAUAUUUUAAUUUUAAUUUUUACCUUUUUGGAUUUAAGGAGGAAGAUUCCCACGGGCGACCUUUAAACACUCGCUUUUCGUUUCUUAUAGUUAGUGUUUAGCUCUCGAGAGUUAGGUGGCUAAUUAAUUAAUUACUACGGAAAAUUCACUCACUCUAGAGCAUUGUUUGUGCCGCCCUCUCGGCUCGUGUAUAAUUCUAGACGUGUAAGGCUCUUGAUAAUUAGCUCCGUUUGAACUCGUAGAUGAAAAGCAAUUAUUAUAUUGUCAUUCACUCACGCGACGAGAUUUUUAACGAUGUGUAAUAAUAUUAUUUUGGAUAAUCAAACCUUUUGCAUUAGUCAAAAUUUGUAUAAAGAUUUUUGUGAAUUAUUUCACUAACUGGUAA